This is a messenger RNA of Perkinsus marinus ATCC 50983, 249 nucleotides long. RefSeq lists its product as hypothetical. The record is from RefSeq and is a predicted model, not a curated record. The coding region runs from base 1 to 249 and encodes 82 amino acids. NCBI's taxonomy places the organism in Eukaryota, Perkinsozoa, Perkinsida, Perkinsidae. The transcript has 4 exons.
AUGUUUUCCACUAGUGUUUUUACAUCACUAGGAUACAGUUCGGGUCGAGAAGCAUUGCUGACUGCAUGGGGAUGUGAUGGGGAUGUGGACGGCACAUUAUCUUCUGGUAUCUGCGCGGUUGAUUGUGUGUGGAACUGCGUAGUUGGUGAUAAAAAAUCGGAGGAGAAGUUUAUAGUUCACUUGAAUGGUGUUGGACAUUUGUUAGAGUGCUUUGAAGUGGGGCCAAAUGUGCUAAAGAGACAAUUAUGA